CCCAACUCCGCACUCCUUAUAAACACCCCUUACUCCCUCCCACGCGGCCCACACCUCCCACCCCACGUCUCUUUCUCGUUCUCUCACAGAACCCUCUAAUUUGAUACUCCUCUCCCACUGCCAAAAGCCAUCGACACAGCAACCAUGACGCAGGUCCUCAGCACUCUGAGCAAGGUCGACUGGCGGUCAAUGGCUGUCUACACCGCCAACAACCCCAAGCAGGCUUUCAUCAACGUGGUCCUCGCCUACUACGCCCUGCGCCAAGUCCUAGCGCCUCGGCAAGCGCUGCAGCGCAACAUCGAGGCUAUCGCCCGCGAUAUCGAAAAGGGCAUGAUCGCAGACAUCCCCGGCGAGUCGCGGUACCUGACGAUCCCCGAAUCUGGCAUGGCCGACGACCAGAUCCUAGCGGUGCUGGAGCGCCGGCAGCACGAGGCCGGCAUUGAGUGGGAGAAGGGCCGUGCGUCGGGCGCUGUCUACCAUGGCGGCGAGGAUAUGGUUAAGCUGACAAACCAGGCCUACGGCAUGUUCAAUCUGUCCAACCCGCUGCACCCGGGAGUGUUCCCGGGCCUGCGCCGCAUCGAGGCCGAGGUCGUGCAGAUGGUGCUGGAUCUGUACAAUGGCGACGGCUGCUGCGGAACCACCACCAUCAUCAUGGCGGUGCGUGCGCACCUGGUGUGGGCGCGCGAGGAGCGCGGAAUCACUGAUCCCGAACAUUGCCGAUCCUGCGCAUCCAUGCGUCGCGCCAUCGACUCCAACACAAUCAUGAUCGCCGGCUCCUCCGCCAACUACCCGCACGGCGCAAUGAGUGAGAUGGCCAUUAAAUACAAGAUCGGGUUCCAUGUCGAUAGCUGUCUCGGCAGCUUCAUCAUGCCGUUCCUCAAGGAGGCCGGCUUCCCCGAGGUCCCGUGCGACUUCCGCCUGCCCGGCGUCACCUCGAUCUCCUGCGACACCCACAAGUACGGGUUCGCUCCCAAGGGCACCUCCGUGGUCAUGUACCGCAACGAGCAUAUCCGCCGCUACCAGUACUUUUCCAUCGCCACCUGGCCUGGCGGCAUCUACGCCUCGCCCACGAUCGCUGGCUCCCGCUGCGGCGCCGUCAUUGCCGGUGCCUGGGCCGCCCUCACCAAGAUGGGCAAGGACGGAUACCUCCAGCAGUGCAAGGAGAUUGUUGGCUGCCGCGUCAAGAUCCAGAACGCCAUUGAGCAGAUCCCUGAGCUCUACAUUAUCGGCAACCCCGUGUCCUCUGUCGUCGCGUUUUCGGCACACGAGCCAGUUGGCAUCUUUGGCGUCCUCGAUGAAAUGAAGAAGCGCGGCUGGGACCUCAGCCCCCUGCAGUACCCUGCAGCCCUGCAUCUGGCCUGCACCCGCCUGACCGUGCCUGUCGCCGACGAGUUUAUCCGUGAUCUGACGGACUCUGUUGCCACUGUCAAGGCAAACCCAGACAACUACAAGAAGGGAUCGCAGGCCCUCUACGGCUUUGCCUCGACGGUGCCUGACUCGUCGUUGGUCGACGAGAUCGCCUACCGCUUUAUCGACACCCUGUACAAGGCAUAA
Messenger RNA from Linderina pennispora, 1554 nucleotides. Its product is annotated as PLP-dependent transferase. The record is from RefSeq and is a predicted model, not a curated record. NCBI's taxonomy places the organism in Eukaryota, Fungi, Kickxellomycota, Kickxellomycetes, Kickxellales, Kickxellaceae. Bases 145 to 1554 code for a protein of 469 amino acids. Gene Ontology annotation, cellular component: endoplasmic reticulum. Gene Ontology annotation, biological process: carboxylic acid metabolic process; sphingolipid catabolic process. The transcript is spliced from 5 exons. Gene Ontology annotation, molecular function: sphinganine-1-phosphate aldolase activity; pyridoxal phosphate binding.